Trichechus manatus latirostris (Florida manatee) is the source of this 2074-nucleotide messenger RNA. RefSeq names its product cell division cycle 7 (gene CDC7). Gene Ontology annotation, biological process: protein phosphorylation; mitotic DNA damage checkpoint signaling. The transcript is spliced from 12 exons. Bases 353 to 2074 code for a protein of 573 amino acids. The record is from RefSeq and is a predicted model, not a curated record. Gene Ontology annotation, cellular component: nucleus. Gene Ontology annotation, molecular function: ATP binding; protein serine/threonine kinase activity. NCBI's taxonomy places the organism in Eukaryota, Metazoa, Chordata, Mammalia, Sirenia, Trichechidae.
CCAUUCAUUGCCCUUUCCCUUCCUCCGCCCGCCGCUCGUGGCUCGUGGCCGUAUUCUCUGCCAACUCGCGUGGGUCCCUGUACGAGCUUCCUGGCGUUCCGUCUCAGUGGUCACACGAUUUCCUCCUUCAGGUCAAACCGCUCCGCGCACCCUCUCACGCACGAACACCUAAACGCCAGCAGCCCCCCACUACCCUUCCCAUCGCCACCAGCUGCUGAUGUCCCCCGAGUAGACAUUCUCCCUUCAGCCCGCUGCCGGAAUUGCUAGAAGGUGAAGCAUUCUUAUUUUCACAGCUGCUUUGUUCCUCCUUGGAGAUGACCCCUUAGCUGGUACUUUGCAUCCCUGUUGUGUGAUGGAGGUGUCUUUGGGGAUUCAGAUGGAUGAGCCAAUGGCCUUUUCUCACCCGUGUAACCGGCUUCAGGCUGAUGGCUCGUUAAAAAAAGAUGAGCAGAAUUUUAAACUUGGAGGUGUUAAAAAAGAUAUUGAGAAGCUUUAUGAAGCUGUACCACAGCUUGGUAAUGUGUUUGAGAUUAAGGACAAAAUUGGAGAAGGCACUUUCAGCUCUGUUUAUUUGGCCACAGCACAGUUACAAGUAGGACCUGAAGAGAAAAUUGCUCUGAAACACUUAAUUCCGACAAGUCAUCCUGUAAGAAUUGCCGCUGAACUUCAGUGCCUUACAGUGGCUGGGGGGCAAGACAAUGUCAUGGGAGUAAAAUAUUGCUUUAGGAAAAAUGAUCAUGUGGUUAUUGCUAUGCCAUAUCUGGAGCAUGAGUCCUUUUUGGACAUUUUGAAUUCUCUUUCUUUUCAAGAAGUACGGGAAUAUAUGUUUAAUCUGUUCAAAGCUUUGAAACGCAUUCAUCAGUUUGGUAUUGUUCACCGUGAUGUUAAGCCCAGCAAUUUUUUAUAUAAUAGGCGCCUGAAAAGGUACGCCUUGGUAGACUUUGGUUUGGCCCAAGGAACUCAUGAUACGAAAAUAGAGCUUCUUAAAUUUGUCCAGUCUGAGGCUCAACAGGAAAGUUCUUCACAAAAUAAGUCCCACAUAAUCACAGGAAACAAGAUUUCAUUGAGUGGCCCAGUGCCUAAAGAGCUGGAUCAGCAGCCCACCACAAAAACGUCUGUUAAAAGGCCCUACACAAGUGCACAAAUGCAGAUUAAACAAGGAAAAGAUGGAAAGGAGGGAUCUGUAGGCCUUUCUGUCCAGCGCUCUGUUUUUGGAGAAAGAAAUUUCAAUAUACACAGCUCCAUUUCACAUGAGAGCCCUGCAGUGAAACUUAUGAAGCAGUCAAAAACUGUGGAUAUAUUCUCAAGAAGGUUAGCAACAAAAAAGAAGGUUAUUUCUACCAAAGUUAUAAACGGUGGGAUGAGGAAAACUACCACUUCUUGCCCUGCUAACCCAACCUGCGACUGUUAUGCAACAGAUAAAGUUUGCAGUAUAUGCCUUUCAAGACGGCAACAAGUUGCCCCAAGGGCAGGUACACCAGGAUUCAGAGCACCAGAGGUCUUGACCAAGUGCCCCAAUCAAACUACAGCAAUUGACAUGUGGUCUGCAGGUGUCAUAUUCCUUUCUUUGCUUAGUGGACGAUAUCCAUUUUAUAAAGCAAGCGAUGAUUUAACUGCUUUGGCUCAAAUUAUGACAAUUCGUGGAUCCAGGGAAACUAUCCGGGCUGCUAAGACUUUUGGUAAAUCAAUAUUAUGUAGCAAAGAAGUCCCAGCACAAGACUUAAGAAAACUCUGUGAGAGGCUCCGGGGUAUAGAUUCUAAAAGUACCAAAUUAACAAGUGACAUACAAGGGCCUGGUUCUCAUGAUCCAACUUUUUCAGAGACGGCUGACCAUAAGGCUGCUCACCUCGUACAUACUUCUCAGGCACAGUGCUCAGGGAGUUCAUUGCAUAAAGGAGACAGUAAUGGCUGUGGGAGUUGUUUUGAGGAGGAUACUACCAAUUUAGAAGGCUGGGAUAAGGUACCUGAUGAAGCAUACGACCUGCUUGAUAAACUUCUAGAUCUAAAUCCAGCUUCAAGAAUAACUGCAGAAGGAGCUUUGUUGCAUCCGUUUUUUAAAGAUAUGAGCUUGUAA